Paramuricea clavata is the source of this 9664-nucleotide messenger RNA. NCBI's taxonomy places the organism in Eukaryota, Metazoa, Cnidaria, Anthozoa, Malacalcyonacea, Plexauridae. The record is from the annotation of a GenBank genome assembly.
AGUGAAUGUCAUAAACUUAUAUAAAGAUCUCUUUAAUUAAUUUUAAUACUCUCCUUUUCCGGUAAUUAAAAUGCUGUCAAUAAAUAAUUUGAUAAGUGGAAACAAAACAAGGAAUUUGAGGCAACAGGCAGUGGAAGCAGCCCACUCGCUGUGAAAAAGGAAUGUGACGAUGUUAUUUUGAACAAGCAAAGUCGUAAAACUUGAGAGGGAGCAUGUAGGAACGAAUCGAAUGUUACGUUAAAAGAAGUGUUUUAAAGAAGGAAAAGUGUAAGCUCCCACUAUGUAUGCAACGCAAAGGAAUGGGGAUGCGCUUUUAUCACGAUCGGCAGCACUUGUCGGAAACGGUCAUGAAACAUUACUUGUACAGGCCUUAUACCCGUACUCUUACGAAAUGCAACCAGGCAGGGAAGUUUCAUUUGAAGCUGGCGAGUGUUUUAUACUGGUUGAAAAAUCUAACGAAGACUGGUGGCACGUCCGUAAAGGCGAGCAAGAUAUUUAUGUCCCAGCGAAUUACAUGACUGAAUCUCGUAUUGAUUUUAGCGAUACGGAAAGCCACGGAGAAGACAGUACACUUUCACCUUCAUCUGAGGAUUCAUAUCAAGACAUUCAAGACGAAACGACAAAUAUAGCUGAAGAAGAAACAACAUCGUUUGGCGGGGAUGAUUCAGAGAGAAUAUAUAUGAAUAUGACUGAUAUUUCAGAGAGAACAUAUGCGAACAUACCAGUAAAAUCAAAUGAGCGAGAGGUAUGUACUCAAAAUUACUAAAAAUGUAAACAUUCUGUUUGUAUUUGCCCGUGUGAAGAACAAGGAAGUCAAACCCAUUGCCAUGUACUAGAAUUAAUCUCUUCUAAAUUAUUGUUAAAGUCUUGUUGUCGGGGUUAAUAAUGGCAAUAGAUUAUUGGAUUAAAGAGAUUCUCUGUUCAGGCAAAUUUGUUUUAUUGUUUAUACAUCAAGGUUGAAACUUGCAUUAGUAAUUUUCUAUACCAAAUCAAUCGAAAAAGAUUUCUUUCAAGUCAUGCUUUUCAUAUUUUAAUAAUAAUUCAGUAUCAUGAUGUAUUUUUCCAGUUGAUUAAAAUGUUGUUGCAAAUAAAAGAAUAUUUGCAACAUUUUAUUGUCUUUUGUUUUGAUAUAAACAUUUCAAUUUGUUUUCAAUUUUUCUUUCAUUGUUAUAAAACCCAUUUAAAUGAGAUUCAUAUGAUAUUUGCAGUGUCUAUCUAAAUAUAAGCUCAAACAUAAAGUAUUUUGAUCUUCCCCCGCAAAUCACAAUAAUUUACAUAAUCAUUUGGAGUACAAAUGUACAAAGAAAUGCCUUUCAAAUACUGGCAUGAAGUCAAUUUAACUAAUGUCCUUUUAUGGGGAUGUCGGAAACAUUAAAAAAAGGUUGUGAUGCAAAAAGAUAGAGGUGGAAAAAAACCUGGUCUUUUAUAAAACUUCCUGUUUUUUAUUAGCUAUGUUAUCCAAACUUUCUUAUAAUUUCUGACUAUAAUAGGCUAUCAGGCUUUCAUGGUUGAGAAAACAUCAUUACAGUCAUAAUUUCUUAGCCUGUUAAGUUGCAUUGCACACUAAUGCUCCUUUCAUUAUUAUUAAACUUGUCAAGGAGACAGUGCUGGUGCUCAAUGGAUUAAUCAGACAUCUGUCCAUGUGUCUAGUUUAAACUGUUAAGCUGUAUUGUGCUCUAAUGCAGCCUACUUUGUUAUUUUUUGUCAAAGGGAGCACUGGUGCUCAAUGGGUUAACAGUCAGUAAUUACCAUGACAUGUUGCAGUAAUUUUUAAUUAAAGUCUAAAAGAAAAUUUUAGUGGAGCAAUCUCUCCCCCAUUUCUCACCCCCUGGUCCCACCUAUUCUCCACUACUGGCUACCAACAUAUUCGUGCAGCAACUUUUAUUUCUCAUAAUUUUUUAUUGUGCAAUAUGAUUGCCAGGAUACAAAUAUAUACAUGUACACUUUAAGUUGAGUUUUCUUUCAAAUUAUUUCAUUUACUAAGAUAAAUACUGAACGUUUUACGAACUCCUAAUUUGCAGAUCACUAAAUCUUGCUAUUUAAUAAUGAAACUAUUAUAACUUGUAUAUAUUGAGUAUAUUCUGCUUUUAGUUGAUGUAAAUAUAGGAAAUUAUAUCUUUACAAUAUUUUGUAACAUAGAAUAUGUAUUUUUUAUUCUAUGCAAUUAAAGACCUAUUGAUUGAUUGACUGAUUUGUAAUAUUUGUAUGUAUUUAAUCAAAGGGUUUAAUUUGAAUUUGAUAGAAAAAAUGCAACAAAUACAGUGUUUUUCCAACCUUGAAUAUAGUAAAAUAAUAAAAGAAUGAAGUGUGGCAACCUUGGAAUUGUGAGCUUUAUUUUAUUCUUUAUCAGUUAUAGGGGUGUAUUGGAGGGCAACAUUCAUUUAACCCACUUAGUUGCAUUGCACCCCAAUGCACCCUGCUUUAUUGUUUUACUCUGUCUAAUACUAAAUUAUUUUACUCAUCAGAUUUGUGCUCAUGCAGUGGGUUAAUCAAACUAUGCCCAUGUGUUUAGUUAACCCACUUACAUUAUUUUGUCUUGAUGGUUGAACAAAGCACCAGAAUUAAGCCAUGUUAUAUAAAUGGUUACUAUAUAUAUACUUGAAGCUUAAAAUGUUGAAGUUCUGCUUAUAUGUUUCUGGUUGUUGUAUCUCUCUCAAUCCACAGCUGUUUUCUUAUCUAAUAAGUAUAACCUUCAAAUAAAUAAAUAAAUUUUAAAAAUAUUUGGACUUGAUUAUGUUUUUAUGAUGUAGCCAACCAUGAGACGUCAUUAUUCAACUGGAGACCAACAGAGUCAUUCCAAUGGAGUGAUGACAACGAGACCCUUUCGACCAAAAUCAGCAACUUUACCAUCUGGUUGGUCAAUUGAAGUGGAUAGUGAAUCAGGGAGAACAUUUUAUUUUAACAAUGAAACAAAUGAGAGUACUUGGAGACCUCCAUCUACUUGCAGUACAAGUUCAGAAUCACAGAGUGAUGUAUGUUUGUUGAUAUUACAAAAUUUGGACAUUCCUUUACUACUCUUUUGUGUUUUUGACUCAAUUAAGCUUUGAACACCAUGCAACUACUGUUGUUGAACACAGCCACAGGGCUCAUAUAUGCAUGCAUGCAUAUACAAGCAUGCAAUAUUCAAAAUGUGCUAGCAAGAAUGCAUCUUGUUUUAUGAGUGAAAAAUGCAAGUAAUACUUAUGAUGAUCAUCUUUGUCAGAUGAUCAUUAUGGCAUGUCUACAAAUUUUGCAUGUUAUGAAUGUAGAUGCAGAUGUAGCUUGUUAAGCAUUUUUCAUUACUCUUGCAGGGUAUAAAGACUUACCUAAAAUGAUCAUGUUUUGUGAUUGGCUUUCAGAAACAAAUCAGAAACAAAAAUUAUCAUUGUUCGUGAUUCAUUCUUUAGAAAGACGAUUUCUGUAGUUUUAUUGUUUUUCAUUAAUUGUUAUAAUCAACCAGUCACGAGCCUGGAUAGUAUGAGUAGAUGAUGACCCCUUUCAUACCUUAGCAAAAUGUAAUGCAAGAGGGGUCAUCAUCUACCUAUACUAUCCAGGCUUAUGGUUGGUUGAUUAUAACAAUUGAAAGACAAUAAACUAUAGAAAUCGUCUUCUAAUGAACAAGUCAUGAACAAGGAUCAUUUUUGUUUCUAAUUUGUUUCUGAAAGCCAAUCACAAAACCAUGCAUAUCAUUGCAUGGUUUUGUGAUUGGCUUUCAGAAACAAAUUAGAAACAAAAAUGAUCAUUGUUCGUGACUUGUUCAUUAGAGAGUGAUGGUGUUAUUGAGAGUGAGGGUGAGGGUGUUAUUAAAAUGAGAGUAUAGAGAGUGAUGGUGUUAUUGAGUGAGAGUAUAGAUGGUGAGAGUAUAGAGAGUGAUGGUGUUAUUAUUAUUGGGACUUAAACAAGGGGGGGGGGGGAGGAGUGCAUGUACUUAUAAUGUGAACACUCUCCAAUGUGAACACUCUCUUCCACAGAGGCUGCAAUGUUGUUACUGUUUUCAAGUCUAUAUCAUAGACAGUGUUUGUCAAUAUACAUUAUAUAUUUGUCAUUAUGUAAAAUUACUACAAUAGUUUUGAUCCAUUUUAGAGUACAAGGAAUUCCUUAAGUUUACCAAGAGGAUGGAGGCUAGAAAGACAGUCAUCAGUCGAAGAAUAUCUAUAUGUGAAUGACUCCAAUAAUGAAAAGGUAUGCUUGACAGUCUGGGUCUUGUCUAGGAUUUUAGAUUUCAGGAGUACGUGUUUCUAAAUGUUGAGGAUGUGUACCUGCAAUUAACACAUGCAUAAUGGCUACCAAAAGCAAGGUUUGAUCAGUUAUGCUUGCUAAGUAUGCAUGUGGUUCUAUGUACUAAAUACAAACUUAAGACAGUAUAUUCUCACCUUUAUUAACAUUGAUAUUUCAAUGAGUUAUUUUAGGAGCUCUUGAGGCAUUUCCAGCUAUUUUGACACCAAUAUCAUAUGUUUGCCAUUACAUAUAUCCAUCUAAGUAAACAAAAACUUCACAAAUGAAUUUACAAAUGAAUUUCCAAAAACCUAGAUUUUACAAUUAGCUUUUCUAUGACAUAAAUAGGGAUAAUUAACAUGCGAUCACUCAGUGAACAAAUAGCAAGAGCAUAUAGAGUAAUAGCGCAUGACCUAAGCACGGCAGUCCUUUGGAGAGUAUAGCUCUGUUGGAGAGGAUGCACGCUACGUUUAGCAAGGCUGCAACUACGAACUGAAGUCAAUUUUUGGCUCUCAAGUAGGUACUCAAGCUACCGACCAACGACUAUCCCGGCUUGGCAAAUCCCAAUGAUGCCGAGAAUUCACCUCUCCAAAGACAGAACUAUUAAUAGUUGUCACACAAAGUGGAAACCGGAAUACAAAAAACGAACACAAAACACACAAAUACUUACCCAAGUGACGGAACAUACAACACCAAACAAUAAAUAAUACUCCCUGACAAAGCAAAGAUAACAAUACCAUAGCUGAAAAGAAUGAAAAGCUCUGCAACGCAGGACGUGACUACAAAAAAGCAGUUUAGUGUUAAAACCAAUUUGAGUAACAAGGGGAAUAAUCAUCCAGAAUAGCUGGAGGUAUGCCCGCGAGCGGGCGCCGCAAGUAAGCACAACAAAAAAUAUCCAACAGGACAACAAUUGGCGUAAUCGACAGCGCACCCCCAAAAUAUGAGACGUAACAACAUAAAACGCAAGUAUUACGUAGACUACGAGAACAAAGAAAAGUGACUGAACACAAUAAGCUACCCAGGGGUGCGCCUUGAUUGUCGGCCAAAACAAUACAUUACAGGACUCCAAUUAACGAUACAGGCAAUUCUGGUCAGCAGCGACCAGGAAACGCUGAUACUAAUAUUUUUACCCAGACCUCCGCUGGUUUGCAAUAACUGAAAGCAUAGAAUGUAAAGCAACCCAUAGAAGACAACAUAAGCGGUACAGAUACAGGCACCUCUGGUCAGCAGCGACCAGGAAACGCUGAUACUAAUAUUUUUACCCAGACCUCCGCUGGUUUGCAAUAACUGAAAGCAUAGAAUGUAAAGCAACCCAUAGAAGACAACAUAAGCGGUACAGAUACAGGCACCUCUGGUCAGCAGCGACCAGGAAACGCUGAUACUAAUAUUUUUACCCAGACCUCCGCUGGUUUGCAAUAACUGAAAGCAUAGAAUGUAAAGCAACCCAUAGAAGACAACAUAAGUGGUACAGAUACAGGCACCUCUGGUCAGCAGCGACCAGGAAACGCUGAUACUAAUAUUUUUACCCACACUUCCGCUGGUUUGCAAUAACUGAAAGCAUAGAAUGGAAAGCAAUCCAUAGAAGGCAACAUAAGUCUGCGGACACUCCCAGCAAGCGGGUUGGCACCAGCACCCCCCCCCCCCAAGAGAACCAGUGCGAACAAGCAAUGACCUCCCAAAAAAAGGGCAGGGUGGGUGGGGACGUUGUGAACUUGAAGGUCUGCAAGCAAUGAGCUAUACCUGUGAGCUCCACGGCUUAAAUAAUCUCGGUAAACCUGCAUAAUAACUAAUAUGAAUAUAUAAUUAAUAUAUACAUAAACAACACGCACACAUUCGUUCUCGAAGUUAAUUAUUUUUAUUGCAUAAAAUCAUUUAAAUUCAUUCUGUUGUAACUACCAAUUUAACCCACUUUAUAUAAAUAAUCAACCCACUUUAUAUAAAUAAUCAACCCAUGUUUUUUAUUAUGCCAAGUUUUCCAGUUUUGGUUGCAGUUGCAUGGCCAACACUAGCUAUGCCCCUGAUGCUUGAACUUGUUUUUAACCCAUAUGUCCAUGAUUUUCAUCAAGUGUGAAUCCCUCGAUCUAUUUAGUUUCUCAAAUAAGUCCCCCCCCCCCUCCAGAGCCGCAGGUUCGAUUCCUGCCAGGGACCUAAAGUUGCAUUUCUCACAGCUGUUCCUGGUUUGGUCUAAUAAAUGUAUAUAAAUUUCCACUUGAUAAUUUCCAUCUACAAUAUCCUUCAACUCCUGUCUAACAAUCCAUACCAUAUGCAUUGAUCUAUAAUGACUCCACUCCAUAAUUACCCACUAUUUCCUCUAAAAUUAGUAGUAAGCCCCUAGUAAGCCCCUUUCCCACAGCGCAAUAUUAUUGGCAAUGCAAAUUUCAUUUCAAUUUAAUUUCAUUUUUAUUUACCCAUGUAUUUGAUGUUCCAAUACUGGGACUUUGUGUAUUGAAUAUAUUAAUUGGCUUGAUAUUCAUGUUACUGUAAGUUUACUGCAUAAGAUAAGCAUUUUGUAUUAUAAUCUGUCAUAAUUUUCUUUCGUAAAAGUGGCAGUCAUCAAAGGAUGAGGAAGGCAGAAUAUACUACUAUAACACAAAUGGCGAGACUGUCUGGGAAUUGCCUACAUUUAAUGACACAACUCUAUUAUCACCACCAGCUAUGGGAGUAAGUACAGUAUAGAUUUUAGCAAUAUAUAGUGAACAAUGCAUGCACUGUCUCUUGGCCAACAAAUUUUGUCAACUAAUGAAGAUACUUGAUAAUAUUGCAUAUUUGCAUAUAUAUACAAUAGGACUGAGCCACUGAGGUGGAAGGAGAUAAAUGACUGGCUAACCAAAAAUCACAAUAUAUCUCAUACAUUAUACCAUCUCCUGUGAAGUCUCCAAGGUUUUGGUUACCUACUUUGUCUGCUCUUUCAAUAUUUGGCAUGUAAUAUGUAUUUACAUGAGACUUUUAAGUAAGGCCCAUUUUUUAACCCCAACUCUCUCAGUGAAUAAUUAAAUUUAAGUUAUUCAAUACAGCAGUUGAACAGAUGCGUAAUUGUUCAAAGAAGCUUGCAUGCGUAACGUUUUUGUUUGUGGACCUGGGUUUAUUGUUGUUGUUCAUUAACUAAAAUCCAGGAAACAAGUCAAAAGGGUUUUUCAGCUGUUUAAAUUGGAAAGUAAAAGUGUAUAUAAAUUUUGAAUCGCUAAAAUGACUCGUUACAAAGUUAAAACCAAUAGCUGGGUGUUAUCUUAAACGAAAGAACAUUAAAAACUAUACAGUAUUAUAGUAAGAUCUUAUUUUCAUUUUUCGUUGUUGUCAUUGAGAUAUUUUUAAAAUUUUCUUUAAUAAAGCAAUCAUAAUGACGUCAUUUACAUAUAAUGAGAUAUCUUUGUUACCAUCAAAAGAAAUUAUUUGAGGAUCAGCAUUAGUUAACCGGUCCUACUAAAUACUGCCCGGAGCGCCCGGAGACGCCCGGGAGUGCCCGGGGACGCCCUGAAGCGCCCGGGAGCACGUGAGAACGCCCGGGGAUAUACAAGAUAGUAUAAAUCAGUGCACGAUCCUUUUUGAGUCUCUAUGAUGCAUUAAUUAAUAAAAAAUAGCAUUGAAAGUGAUUUUUAAGCAGCCUAGCAACAAGCGGUAAAAGCGCGGUCGCCCACGCAGGACGUUGUGCGAAACAUGAGAUUAAUAUAUUUAAAUUUAUUAUAAAUGUAAAUAUUUGCUGUUAUUAAAUUAAACUAAAGUUAAAUAAAAAUUUAAAACUAGUUUUGUUUUAAUAUAUCAACUGCUGAGAACAAGUCAAUUGUCGUUUGGCGGCUUUCGAAAAAUUUUUGUCAAUAAGAUUACCGAGAUCUAUGACAAAAACAAAAAAGCUCAUAAACUAAAUCUAAAAAGAGAAGAUGAAUAUAUAUCCUAAAGUUCCCAUACUAUACUCUAGAGUAGAUAAAAAAGCAUUGAUAACACUGUCACUAUACUUUACUAAUAUUUAGGCUGAAAACUGCGGUUUUGUUUACGCGGAAUGCUUUUAUGAGUUUAUAUGACUCUAAUUUAAUUAGUAAUGUUUUUAUUUUGGCCUAAUCUUAAUGACUUGUUCUCAGCAGUUGAUAUAUUAUUAAGCAGUUGAUACAGAUAUAUGUUUAAUAUAUUAAAACAAAACUAGUCUUAAUUUUUUAUUUAACUUUGUUUAAUUUAAUAACAGCAAAUAUUUACAUUUAUAAUAAAUAUAAUCUCAUGUUUCACACAACUUCCUGUGUGGGCGACCGCGCUUUUACCGCUUGUUGCUAGGCUUGGUUGAAAAUCACUUUUAAUAUUAUUUUUCAUUAAUAUAAUGCCUCAUAGAGACUCAAAAAGGAUCGUGCACUGAUUUAUAUUAUCUUGUCUAUCCCCGGGCGUUCUCACGUGCUCCCGGGCGCUUCAGGGCAUCCCCGGGCGUCCCCGGGCGCUCCGGGCAGUAUUUAGUAGGACCCAUUAUCGAUGAAUAAAAACCGAGACGAAGUCGAGGUUUUUAUUCACGAUAAUCACCGAGCCUAAGGUGAAUAAUUGUUUUAGUAUAAUUCCAUAGGUGAUUAUUUGGAAAAAAAAUACACAUUUCUUCGUAAUUGACAAAACGGCUUCGGCCGCCAUUUCGACGGCAACCAAUCAGGCUAUCAGUGAAACUCCACUCAUGAAAAUUUUGUAAAAUGAGAUUGGCCUACACACAAAUCUAUUUUGAAAAUUUUCAACUUUUAAGAAAAUUUUCUCUCCGUGGAAAUUUUUCUUGAGUGGAAAUGGGCCUUGAGACAAUGAUAUUUUCGGAAAAUUUUCUGUCCUUGGGAAUUUUUCUUGAGUGGAAAUGGGCAAAGAAACAAUGAUAUUUUUGGAACAUUUUUUGUCCGUGGAAAUUUUUCCAUGGGGGAAAGGGGCCUUGAAACAUUCAUGUAUGACGUCAGGUUGGUAGCGUUGCGUACGAAAUAUCUCAAAAACCGAGACAUGGAAAUAAAAUUUAACAAAGGACGUUAUACUCAACACAACAGAUGAUGCAUAAUGUUUUUAACAAAGCUUGCAUGGACAAUGAUUUUUGUUUCCGGACGUUGAUGCUCUGUUUUCCAAAGCAAAAUUCAAGCCAAGUGUGUUCUCUCUUGUUUAGCGAGAUAAACGUAAAUUAACACCAAGAUCUCGGAUGCUCUCAGAAGGUUCAGAGAGUGUGGUUAAUUUACGACAUAAAUCACCACAUUUACAUCUUCGCAGUUCAAGAUCUGCAUCAAUGCUUGCCGGAUUAAAUUCACUCAAAAAUCCCGCUGCAGAAAUGAGCAGCUUUGCUAAGGUAUUACUAUUUCUUUGUUCAAGUGUCAUCUUUGCGCCUGCUUCUACCAUUGAAGUAGAUGCAAGCAAUUGCACCAAUUUAAUUUUAAUUGCACCAAAAAGUUAAUACUAGACGCACUCAUGCACUUUACUAAUUAUUGUAAUUUAACUAAUUUUCAUUUAAUUACGGGUCAUUUUUUGAGUAUUUUUACAG